UCCACAGUUUAUUUCAUUUGCACUUAAAUAUUACACAUUUAUACGUUUAUCCUCCUUGCUGUCAAUAAUCAGCAUCAAAAUAAAAUUCCUUUGCCAAAUUUGCAAUAAUUUUCAUUUAUAAAAAUAAAGUGUCAAACCCUACAACAUGAAAACAAUAACAAUAAAUGAACCGAUAAAUCUUAAAGUCGUGAGUUAUGAGUUAGAUUUCUCUACUUUGUUUACGCCACGGGAAAGGAAGCAGAAAAAGAAAGACAUCAAAAUACCGAAUAUUAGGCUACCGAAAAAGCACUACACAAUUCCUUCACCUCCAGUUAUUAAAAAUAAACAACAGAGCAGAGAUGUAAAAAGCCUUGUGGAAGAACUAUUAGACGACAUAUAUGCAGAUCGACGCGAAUGGUCUCACAAUAGUGAUGUUACAUAUAGCCAUGGAUCAACUACAGCCCCAUCUUUUUCAUCGUCUCAAUCAAAUUAUGGAGAGCAGACGGAUGCCAUAGAACGAAGUUAUUUGGAAUCAUUGCAAAUUAAUGAACUGCACUAUCAAAUUCAAGAAUGGGGGAACAAUUUACAAUCGGCAGGCGCACGGCUUGCAAAGUGCUUGCGAACACGAGAUCGUCUGAAACGCCAGCAAAAGAAGCUUUGUGCGGCUUUCACAAUACUCUUGCGGCAUAUAACUGGCGACACAAAUGCCCGGUUCGGCGUGACGCCAGGGAACGAAGGCCCAGGAGAGGGAGGCUUCGGAGAAUGGCUGCAUGCGAUGCGGCUCGUCGCUCGGCUCCCGGCUGGAGUGCCGCAACAUUUUCGCAGAAGAUUAUGGCUAACAUUAGCAGAGCGUCACCUAAGUUCAAGGAACAUAGACUGGCCUGUUGCGGAACGCGCCUGUUUCAAAGGCACAGCCCUACCUGACGACGCCGAAUUGAGUGCUCAAAUACUUAAGGAUCUUCAUCGUACGGGCUGCUCCCUGUUCUGUGGUACAGAAGGACGCGAAAAUCAAGCGAUGCUGCGUCGGGUUUUACUUGCAUAUGCACGAUGGAACAAAGAUGUGGGUUAUUGUCAAGGAUUCAAUAUGAUGGCUGCUAUAAUUUUAGAAGUAAUGGAAAAGUCCGAGUCGGAUUCUUUAAAAGUGAUGAUAUACUUAGUGGAGGCUGUGUUACCAGAGGGAUAUUUCGCAGAUGACUUGCGUGGUCUGUCUGCAGAUAUGGCUGCGUUUCGGGACUUGCUUCGGUUAAGGCUACCGCGACUGGCACAUCAUAUGGACUAUUUGCAAAAAAUAUCUGACGGGGGUGGCGUAGAGCCGCCUUUGCCAGACGUUUUCACCAUGCAGUGGUUCCUAACGCUCUAUGCCACGUGGUUGCCUCGAGAAGCCCUCCUCAGGAUAUGGGACUUGAUUCUACUUGAUGGAAAUGAGAUCCUUCUCUUGACAGCUCUUGCAAUUUGGGAUAUGUUACAGGACCGAAUACUAUCAGCUCGAUCUGCGGACGAGUUCUACAGCUGUAUGGGAGGUGGCGCCAGUACGAUCUGGGAAGCGAGUGACGCUCUAGUCGCUCGUGUAGUCUCACUGAACUCAGCACCUGAAUUACCGGGCUUAAGGAAUCUACAUCGGUACAGAGUUACUCCUCCGGCACCACCUAACGCCCCUACUUCUCAUCCACCUUUACAAUCUGCGAUGCAAUCGAUGACGAAACGAGGUUUACGUUUGUUUUAUUCUGAGGAUGAGGGCGAUUCUAGUGAUGAUGGCAAUAAAUUAGCCCUCGCUACGGUAAUACCUCGACGAGAAAAUCGAUCAGGGACAGGGGAUAGAUUAACCUUAGAUAUUGGAGCAUUGAAAAGACAAUAUGCCCGACUUCGCGAACGCCAAAGACAAGCACACGUCAUAUUAGCAGCUGCGUGUGCCCGUCAUGCUGCAGUUGGUGUACCCACAUCGCCCACAUCACUUACUGUAAACAACUUACUUCUUGGAAAGAGUGCAAUAGUAAGUUCUAGAGGGAGGCGACUUGGUCCCCCUCCUGGUGCUGUACCACCAACUCGCCAAAGCUCAACCAGUUAUGAAAAAAAUACUUCACAUACCCGUGCACCUUCCAAUGAAACAAUUAGUUGGACAGAAGUAAAAUCACGUAAGACAUUAGAUAGACGAAAUUCAGUAAAAUGGAAAGACAUAAAAAAAGAAAAGACUUUAGAAUUAGUUAGGAAGCCAUCUAUAGAUUUAGAUGAAACUGGAGAUGGUAUUAUUGUAUCGGAAUUAGAGGCAAAUGCAAUGAUUGCUUCAAUUCGUUCUCGUAGUUCUAGUGAAUCUUCAUCAUAUUCCUCACAUUCUGGUUCUAGUACGGAUACUAGUCUGUGCGAUGAAAACGAAGGCGCAAGCGAAUCUGAAGCGGAAGUGGUUGAUGAUGAUAAAGAAAAUGAAAAAACUGUCAGGUUAAAUGAAACCAAGCCACUAACUACCAAGUACAAGAAUCCCGAGAUAAGUUCACCAAACACGACAAAAAUUUCAUUAGUGCCUACUUACUCCGAACCAGAAAAAAAACAUUCUACCCGCAAUGAAAAUUUUACGAAUCAAAUCGAAAUAUUUAAACAAUGUUCAACACGGGCUAAUAUCGAUAAGUUAAAUUUAAAACUCACGGAAACCCACUUAAUGCCUGAUAAGAUAUACACAACAGAUACCAUUAGUCCUUUUGCACCAACCACUCGAGCUUCAAAAGAAAUUAAAUCAAAUUUUUCCUCUACUAAUUUUACUGCCUUAAGCCCUGUUGACCUUUCACCUUACCACCAUAUAAAUUUCCAAAAAUCUUCCUUUUGUUACGAUUUUGAAGCAAAUUUAAGACGGCCUUCUUCAUCGAAAUCAGAUGUAACUUCAAGACCACCUGAUUUAAUUGAUAGUUUUACAAUGUAUCCUAAUUUUGUACCUGAUAUCGAUAUAUCUGAAAAAUAUAUAUCCGAUAUAGAUAGUCCACCGAGAAGUCCAGAUUCUGAUAGUGUCAUAGUAAGUGAAGACGAACCACCGAUCCCACUUAGAAUUGAUAAAUAUUUCGAAAAUAGUCCUGAAUUUUUUGGAGCAAGAUUAACAGAUUCAAAUAACGAUCACAUUCCAAGUCGAAGGCCUACUAAAAGAAAUUCUCGUGUACCUAAAAAGCCAGAUUCGUUAACUCUCAAAACUAACAACAAUGAAAGAAUGGGAAAGAGUGAAGUAGAAAGGGCCUCAUCAUUACCACAACAGCAUACAUUUGUAUGUAAAAAGUCCGUAAGCCCAGAAAAAAAUGAAUCAAAUAUAUCCAAAACUAUCAAAAUAUUAAAAACGCCUACUAAAACAGAAAAACAAUCUCUAACGACACCUCAAAAAGAAACCAUUGUUGACAUUCAAAGUAAAUUGGAUCAACAGAAGACACAAACAAUUACCAGUCCAAAAGAAUACAUUCUACAAUCCGGCCGAAAAAAUAGUGAAAGAGCAUUACAAAUUAUCCAAGAAAAUUCUCAAAUUUUAAGCAGGAUAUUAACAAAACAAAAUGUAUCUAACAAUAGUAUAAGUAACACUUCAAAACAAUUAAAUAAAGAGUUGAAUAGUGAAGAGGAUCACAUGAGAAUAGAUCAAAUCAUAUCAAAGUCAUUAGACUCACCUUUUCUCAAAGAAUCAACUUCAGAUUCUUUAAUAGGCGGUAUCAGAAGAAAACCUAGCAGUGAAAUAGGAGAUAAAAAUGAUUUUAUAAGAGCUCGACCGAUAUCCAUAGAUGAUCCAUUUUCAUUUGAAAUGCGAAAAAAACUAAUUUCGCCAGACGGCACAUUAAAAAAUUUAAAAAGUCCCAGUACGGAUUGCCUGGGUAAUAAAACUGACUUAUAUGGUUGGGAAAACAAAGGAUUUCUAGCAAAAUGUGAAUAUAAAAAUACAAUUAUGGAAUCCGAAGACAAACAAGAUAUUGUUAAGAUGAGAAAGACUAGCGACUCGUCAAUACGGAACCAGACUUUUUCUCAAAAUGAAGUAAAACGUACUCCGGAUUAUAGUCGAUAUUCUUACACAAGUGAUUCUAAAACGUCCAUUACUCAUCAAUCAUCAGAUCUUAAAGAUACAUCCACAUAUGAACGAAGAUUUACUUCUGACGAUUUCAAUUACCCCUUAUCAACUUCCAGUAAAUAUAACGAUUAUAUUUUGUCUAAAGUUAGUGACAUUUGCAGUAAGACUAUAGAUAAGGAGCCAAAAGUUUGUGAAAGAUUAAACACAGAAAGCGUUCAACAAAGUGAUUUCUCACAAAAAGUUACUUCAUCUAUAAGUUUUACGUAUGAACCUUCAAUGGAAGACGAUUCGCCGAUGGGUGCAAAAAGCAAUUCAAGUGACACACUAUGUCAAAUACAAUCAUUAGAUCAGGUUUCUACGCCUAUAUCACCAAAAAUAUUUCCAAAUAGGGAUACAUUAUCUUUUCCUAAGGAUUUUGCAGAAAAAUGUGAUAAAUCAAGAUUGGAAUCGGACGAUACGUGUAGUGCAAUAACUUCGAUGCUAGAAACUGAUACAUUAUCAUCAUUAUCAUACCCUCGCAGCCCGUCAUCUAAUUCUUACUACCCAUUUCCGACGCGACCUGCACUUCGUACGCCAAAAGACUUCAGUGUGAAGUUGGGACUGUAUCCUAAAGAAACAAUUAGCUCUCCACCAAAAUAAUUUCAAUAAAAUAGUUUGUAAAUAAGUAAUAUAUAACUGUGAACUUUUCUAACUUUUUACAUGUUUUGAAUUAUUUAUUAUAGCUAUGCGUGGUUUCUUGUUGUGUAAAACUUUUUAUGUUACGUUUGUUAUAAAAUGUUUUCCCAGAAAUAAUUUGUAUGCAAUAUUUUAUGAGAAAAUCUGAGCUGUAAUAAUUUAAAGUGAACUGACUACUACUGGCAAAUGCAUAUACUAGUAACUGUUAAUGAAAGCAAUAAUCUCCUUUAGUUUUAUCUUAUGUGAAUACUAAAAGAUUAAGGUGGCUAACUGCCAUUAUUUACGUAGCCAAAUAUGAGUAUUUUUAAACAAAAAUAAAAACUAUAAUAUUUCAAAUUAAUUAAGGAUGAAGUAGAAAUAAAAGUAACAAGUUGCCUUGAAUUCAAUAUUAUGUUAUAA
Molecule: messenger RNA, 5074 nt
Organism: Colias croceus (clouded yellow)
Lineage: Eukaryota; Metazoa; Arthropoda; Insecta; Lepidoptera; Pieridae
Product: mucin-4
Exons: 14
Coding region: 146-4639 (1497 amino acids)
Cellular component (GO): endoplasmic reticulum
Source: RefSeq, a predicted model, not a curated record